Hypomesus transpacificus is the source of this 2877-nucleotide messenger RNA. Its product is annotated as leucine-rich repeat-containing protein 17-like. Bases 269 to 1663 code for a protein of 464 amino acids. The record is from RefSeq and is a predicted model, not a curated record. Gene Ontology annotation, cellular component: plasma membrane. Gene Ontology annotation, molecular function: protein binding. NCBI's taxonomy places the organism in Eukaryota, Metazoa, Chordata, Actinopteri, Osmeriformes, Osmeridae. The transcript is spliced from 7 exons.
CCCUCUCGCUCAGCCAGAUUCAGAUGCUCUGCUCAUUCUCAAGUAUCUGACUGGAUCGAGGAGAGACGACUGUGUGGACCUAGACAUCACAUUGGACUUCAGGACCACAGGAGGGGGACAGUCCGCUAGACUGAGACACUGAGAGGACAGAAGAGUACGGUCACUACACAGACUGGGUGACCAGAAGAGGACUGAAGGACAGAAACCUCCACGGCCCCACCUCUAGCUCCAGCUGUCCCCAGCCAGAGGCCACUCCCGCUGGGUCAGAAUGCUGAUGAGCUCCCCUCUCCUCCUGGUGCUCCUGGGCAUCCUGCUGCUGGAGCCAUGCCAGCUGAAGAGGGCAGCGCGGGGGGGUAGGGGGCACUGGGGCACCAGGCUUAGACCAGACAGCAGGGCCCCAAGGGCCGGCCGGCAUGGCAGGGCAGGUGCUCAUAGGCGUGCUGGAGCCUCGGACUGCUCCGAGUUCACCGAGUCACAGGAGAACUUCCUGGACUGCCAGGAGAGACACCUGGGCUCCAUCCACACCCCCUUCUCCUGGGCGGGCCGCCAACCAGACCACCUGCUGCUGGCCCGGAACCGCAUCAAGGUCCUGCGAGACGGAGCGUUCUCUGAGUUCUCUGGCCUGAAGAGCCUGGACCUGCAGCAGAAUCAGCUGGUGCUGGUGGAGGAAGGGGCGUUCGCGGGCCUGACCCGUCUCACCACCCUGCUGCUUCAGCACAACCGUCUGAGCACCCUUGGAGAGGAGGCACUCAUCCCAAUGCCCGCCCUGCGACACCUGCGUCUCCAUGACAACCCCUGGAGCUGCCGCUGCCCGCUGGAAAGCCUUGUGCGCACUCUGCAGGUGCCUAGCAACCGUUACUUGGGAAACCAUGCCAGGUGUGAGGAGCCGGCCUGGCUGAAAGGCAGGAAGUUGCGCCAGGUGGACCCAGAGCUGCUGUGUGUGGAGAGUGACCCCACCCCAGAGACCCUCGUAGAUCUGCCGGCGCCCAUUCCCCUCCGCACCAGGCUGGACGCCACCUCUGUGUGCCACACCUACCUCUUCCCCAAGCCCAGGCUCGACUGCAAGAGCAGAGGCCUAAUGGAGGUUCCCAUAGAGAUUCCGGAGGAUGCUAUACACAUGGAUCUAUCCGAUAAUGCCAUCCACCACCUCAGGGCCAGAGAAUUCCUGGAGGCCAGAAGCCUGAGGACCCUAAACCUCAGCAGCAAUAACCUGGAGCACAUCCACACAGCCUCUCUGUCUGGCCUGCUGCACUUGAGGGAGCUGGACCUGUCCAACAACAAGCUGCUCUUCUUUCAGUAUGGAGUCCUGGAAGAUCUGUACUUUCUGUCCUUCCUGCGGCUGGGGGGGAACCCAUGGGUGUGCGAUUACAGCAUACACUACAUGGUGUAUUGGCUCCGCCUCCACCCAAGGGUCAGCACCUCAGGCCUGCUCUGCCACUCCCCCCCGGAGCACAGUGGGAAGAGCGUGGGGGAGUAUGUGCACUCCUACAACCGAGCCUGCCCCAAAGACAGGGACCAGAACCAUGACCAGAACCAGGGCCUGGACCAGACAGACCCGGAGCUCUGGAACACAGCCUUGGAGCUUCAGGCUGUGCUGGAGGAGGAGGAGGAGCCUGCACACCUCAGAGCUCCUCAAAAGUACCAGAUCAUCCGGCUGACUUGAGAAGCAGCAGAACCAGACCAGCAGCGUGCCAGAGCUCCUCCUGGCUCCUCCUACAUCAAGGAAACUAAGGCUGCAUCAGAUGCAGGAUCUAACUGUCUUCAACAUCCUUUUAAGCUUCUCAUUAUUCUUUUUUUCUCACCCCUUUUUUCUUCUUCCACGUGAUAUUUAGCUGAUAAAAAUAGGCUACUGGUCAUAUGAUAGUGAUUAUAUAUGAUGUUGUUAUAAUAACGACAAUAUAAACUAUUAUUUAACAUUUGACUGUAGAAUUGAUGUGUAUGUAUGUCUGUCUGUAAACAGACAGCACUCACUGAUGCAUGUGAUGCUGGGCCACUGUAGCGAGUUGCAGGCGCGCAUGUUGAGGUGGAUCACAAAGGGGCGGUGCUUCUGUAGCAGCUGCCCCACAGUGCAGUCUGUGAUCCAGGCUCGCUCCACCGAGAAGUUGAUCUGCCAGAGAUACUGGGACACAUGACCACUACAAGAACAUGCUGAGUUUGUGUGUGUGAUUUCAUGUAUUUGUGCACGUGUACACAGUAUAUGUGUGUGUGUGGGUGUGUUUGUGUGCACAAUACACACCCUGCUCCACAGCGAGCACGUCUGAGCGAUAGUCCUCCAGGUGCAACAUACCUCAGCACACCUCAGUAGAUCCCCCACAUCCAAAUAAUGGAAGAUCUAAACCCGAAUCCAAAACAUUCUAUUAAUCUGACAGGUUAUUAUAACUUCUCCAGGACUUAGCUCUAAGACCUCACCCAUUUUCUCCCUGAGAUUUUCCCACAAUGAUACUUAUACUUAGGUUGAGGUGUGAUGUUUAUACAAAGCAGAAUGUAAACACCCUUCCCACCAAGCUGCCUUGUUGGAGACUAGCUUCUUCCCCAAACAUAGUCAUGGUACAGCGGACUAUGAUACAAGUAGGAGCAAGAAACACUGUAAAUACCCUUGCUAUUUAUAUAGAUAUAUAUAGAUAUAGAUAUAGAUUGUUAUUGAACAACCUAUGGAUGUCUGGACUGUUAGCUGCCAAGGUCUACAUUUAUUUCUUGCUUUUUUAUGUUUUAUUGAAUGUUUUUAAAUCUUGUUUUCUUUUGCAUUAUGUUUUAAUGGUUUUAUGUGAAGCACUUUGAAUUGCCUUGUUGUUGAAAUGUGCUCUACAAAUAAACUUGCCUUGCCUUGCCUUACACUACUAUAAACCACUCCUGUAGGAAUAAAGACAUCAGUGAAGA